Penicillium subrubescens is the source of this 4596-nucleotide messenger RNA. Its product is annotated as putative PAB1 binding protein (Pbp1). Gene Ontology annotation, cellular component: cytoplasmic stress granule. Lineage: Eukaryota; Fungi; Ascomycota; Eurotiomycetes; Eurotiales; Aspergillaceae. The record is from RefSeq and is a predicted model, not a curated record. Bases 278 to 3541 code for a protein of 1087 amino acids. The transcript has 6 exons. Gene Ontology annotation, biological process: cytoplasmic stress granule assembly. Gene Ontology annotation, molecular function: RNA binding.
CCCAUUUCACCAACCUCAACUCCUCAAAAGAUUCCUCUCCACCUCCCAUCGUCCUUUCCUUUUCUCAUUUACCCUUUUCUCCGCCCCGAUCUCUGAUCCGGGACUCUUGAGCUGUCUAUCGGCGUGCUGAUAGUCAACGGCUCCUCCUCCCCCCUCAUCCUCUCCCACGUCCUGUUUGUGCAGGCGGUGUGUUGUGGUUGUGCCCAUCCUCGCGGCUUUCCGCCGUGUAAGUUCCACGACACCAGCCUGCCCUGACUGACGCACACCAAGUCAAUCAAUGGCUUCCACUUUGAAUUCUGUGCCAGCUGGAAACAGCGCCGCUGGCAAUGCGGUCAACAGCUCUGCACAGAACUCUGGCCGACCUUCUUUGAGAUCGAGCGCCAACUCCAAGGGGGACGGUCGCCGACAGUCUGGCAGUCCCGUGGAUGGUGGUCAACGGCGCACAAACUCCCACAAGGCUUGGACCCAAGGGACCAACCCCAUUACCCAACGUUCCUCGUACGCUUCUCCGAAUGGCAAUGUGACUCGACAGACUGGCUCCCCUCGACCGGGCCAGAAGGAGUCCAACACCCCCGACAGCCAUGCUCAUGACCGACUGGUAUUCUUGUUCGCCAGCUUCAUUGGCCUGAACACUACCAUCACCACUAAGAGCGGGGAGAAGUUCACUGGUAUCUUUUCUUCCUCCAGCCUGGAAGCGAGUGAUUCCUCGUUUCUUCUGAAGAUGGUGCAGCGCAUCUCCCAAGAGAACCAGGGAAAGACCAACGGUGUGAGUGACACGACGACUCCAUACGUUGGGUCCGCUCCAGAGCACGGCAUGGCAUUUGAUAUCAAGGAUGUGGCCGAUAUAUUUGUGCCGAAGGUGGUCCCGGCCGAGGUCACUGUCAAGGAAUCAAACGGAGGCGCUGGUUUCAGAACUGAUGCUGAUAUCUCUGGAAAUCUUGCGAUGCGAGAGCGCACUUUGAAGCGCUGGGAGCCGGCCGAGCAUGAGGUGGAUAUGUCUCUGGAGAGUGCGGCUGGCGACUCGAAGGGGUGGGACCAAUUCGAGACAAACGAGCGCCUGUUCGGCGCAAAGACCAGCUAUGACGAGCACAUUUACACAACCCGCAUUGAUCGUUCGGACCCAACCUACCGCCAAAAGCAGGUCGAGGCAGCUCGCAUUGCGGCUGAAAUUGAGGGCACUGAUGUUGACAAUGCGCACAUGCGUGAGGAGCGAGGUCUGGUCGCUCCAGACACCGGUGAUCAAGACGAGGAAGACAAGUACAGUGGUGUGCAACGUGAGAACAAGGUCUUCCCGCCCUUGGUGUCUGGGCAACCCAACAAAUACACUCCUCCUGGUCGCCGCCAGGCUGGAGCUCAACCUAAUGUCCCGGCCAAGCAGGCCUCGACAACUCCUGCUGCUGCUGCUGCUCAGGCCAACGAGGUCCCCCCGGCGGAGAAGCAACAACCUGUGCCAGCUCCCAAAGCUGCUUCGGAGAUUCAGCAAAAGGUCGAGUCUAUUAAGCCCGCCCCCACUGCUCUUACUGCUCCUGUCGCCAAGCCACAGCGCACGAUUCCUGAGAAUGCCACUGCCAAUGUCGAGACAGAGGUGCUCGACCACUUCCGUCAGUUCGCCAACAGUGAAAAGUUGAAGAUGCAGGAACGCCGCCGGAACCAGGCGUCUUAUGAUCGGACAGUCAAAUUGAACGAACUGAUGAAAUUCUCAAAGAACUUCAAGCUUUCAACUCCAGUGCCUAAGGACUUGGUGCCUAUUCUGGCCAAGGAUCCUCACAAGCAAGAAGCAAUCAUCAGCCGAGUUCACCAGUCUGACGACAAGCCUUCCCCGAAGGCUGCUGCGCAGGUCCCUGAGCAGAAGGCACCUGUGCGCCCCGCUGGGCCAACCGGCACAACUUCCCCUGUAGCUCCAUCUGAUCGCCAGAACUAUCCUCGUGGCCGCCAGGGCUAUCUGCCGACGGGUCCCCUCGCUGGUCCAGGUGGCCGAUACCCCCAGCAACCCAUGCAGGCAGGUCGCCCGGGAACUGGUAUGCUCAGCCAUCGUUUGGCAGACAAUCUCCAGCAGCGUAAGGGUGCAGGCAUGGGCCCUGUUCCUGCCCCCCUCCCUAUUCAGGAUGCUCGUGGACCCCCUCCUACUGGCCCUGCUAGUGAGCAGCCUCGUGUGACAAGCCCCAUCAAGAGCCAAACUCCCACCACUGCUGCAGCUUCGAAAUUCAACGUCCGUGCCAUGGAGUUCAAGCCUAACCCAGCUGCCAGCACCUUCACCCCCGGCGGUGCUGCUCCUGCACCUCCUACUGCCCCGGCUGCCGCUGCUAGCGCUGUGAGUGCGGCCAGCCCUAGUUCAUUCUCUCGAAACCGUUCCGUGUCUCGCGCAACCACCCCAUCUGCGUUCUUUGGCAUCAGAAAACCGCAGUCAGCCUCGGAACGCCCGUCCAUCGAUGAUCAAUUCAACCCAAUCAAGCGGAUGAAGAAGGAAAGUGCUGAAGUUGCAGAGAACAAGCCUUAUCCGUCUACCGGAGGCAUCCCCCCUCCCUACAAGACGGCGCCUACAUGGGAUGUUCCUCAAGGAAACGAAGAGAAAAACUUCGAGGCGAUGUUCAAGCAGCCGGGUGGUGUGCCAUCCGUCUCGCCUCAGGGUCGGUCUGUUUCUAGCAACCCAAACCUGCCCCAGCAACAUCAGCUGCCCUUCCACUUCCAGCAAGGAAACCCUGGCAUGCCUCCCUCCUCUGGACCUCCCAACGGUCCUCAUGUCCACCAGGGCCCUCAUGGUCCUGGCCCUCAUAUGGAAGACCAUCAUCGCAUGCAGCUGUCUGCAUCUUCGUCGCAGGUUUUCCCCUCGCCUCGCAUGAGCCAGAGCCACGUCGGUUAUCCCUCACCCAUGGCUCCUCACGCUCAGCUAGCUUUCGGACAGCCGAUGCCUCAGUUCUACGGGGGUCCUCAGCCAGGACAUAUGAGGCAUUAUCAGAAUGGUCCUCAAUUUUCUGGGCCGCAAGGUAACAUGGGAGCACCCAUGAUGGUGCAGAACCCCUCCAACGGACCCUAUAUGGGUGUCCCUCAGGGCAUGUCUCCUUAUACCCCGCAGAUGCAGAUGUACUCACCUUCCCCCGGCCAUGCUUAUCCCCAGCAUGCGCCCCCACCCCAGCCCCACAGCGGCUAUCCCAGCCCCAGCCGUGGCGCCCCCAUGAUGAUGCACCAGAACUCGCAGUCUGGUCAGCCACCACAGCCAAUGAUGUUCAUGUCUCCGGGUCAGCCAGGACAACCCGGAUUCGGGACUCAACCGGGCCACAGUGAGUCUCCCCACUCAGUCGGGAUCGCCUUCGUCGCUCAUUCUCCUCCUCGCUUAGUGCCCACGGGUCGUGGUGGUUACCCCCAGCAGCAACCUCACUUCUCGUCUAGUCCCCACCAGGCACACCAUUUCCCGCCUAACCACCGGACGCCUAGCAACGGCUAUAACCAAACUCCUCAGAUGCCUCCUCAAAUGUCGACCAACGCCCCGGCCAACGCUGGAGCUGGCUCUCACGCUGCUGAGCCUUCCGACGAGGGCAAAUGAGCCGCCACAAUUCGUAUAUGAAUUUACGGAGCGCGCGUCCUGUUCUGUUUACGAUGUAGAUGAUUCUCGCUCUCCUGCGCCGUGACUCGAGAUUUGCAGCUUUGCGUGCACUCUCGUCAUUUGUCUGAUCCCCGGGAUUCGCGAUCUAUCUCUGCCUUCACCUCUCCGCUAUCAUUGGGUAUUCAUCCCCCAGUGUACCGUUUGGUCAACGACAUGUCGGCACGAUACUUGGCAGUAAAAUGGAGGAGUGGACAUAUUUAGAUGUCUUUGACCACUCUACUCUGGGCUUGGCGAUAUACCUGACAAACAUAUUCCUCGGAUUUUCUGUUUGUUAGCCACUGUCCUAGACGUCCCAUGAACUGCCACAUCGGUCACAUUUCCUCAACGGAGCUUCCUUAAACCGGCAUUCCCUUCCACUUGCAACAAUAUGACAAGCAUCUGGACACGAGGCCCUCCGUCAGAAUUCCCAUCUUCCCUUUUUUUCUACUGCCGUGCUCGAGAUUUGUUUUGCCUUCUACCAAUUGUGACAUCAAGCGCCUUCAAGGUUGCAGAUGAUUCAUCUGCUUCUUUUCCCUCUUCUUUUUUUUCCAUUUUCCGUCUGUGCCUCCUCAGGGUGGUAUGGGAUCGUGAUGGGCUACGCUUCAGGAACUGACAUGAGUGAAUGAUCGGAUGAUCGGAUAUGGAGGUGGAGAGGUUGUUGCGAGGGUGGGUGAGUGAGACGUUGUGGCCGAUAUGUGAUUGGUCUUUGCUACAGUCCUACGGGAUGCAAUGAAUGAUUAUACUCAAUGUCAAAGUUCCAACCUGUAGCGUAGUUUUCUAUUAUGCGCUAAAUAGAUAAAUAAACAUGACUUCGACAGGAGACGCUCAGCUGGGACCUGCCAUAGCCUUGGCGUCAUGACCUGGAGUAUAAAUCAACCAACAAGUACAAAUCGAACCUUCUGUUCGACUUCGGUAUCUCUUUCGAGUGUAUCCGAGUAAAGCUUCGGCGAAGCUAUUGGGUGUGAAUGUCAAAAUUCUAUCCGUCCAUGGCGAGUCCAUAUCUUGACCACGACAGG